Messenger RNA from Miscanthus lutarioriparius, 2466 nucleotides. The record is from the annotation of a GenBank genome assembly. NCBI's taxonomy places the organism in Eukaryota, Viridiplantae, Streptophyta, Magnoliopsida, Poales, Poaceae.
AUGGCCGGCGGCGGGGAUGAGGCGUCGGCGUCGGCGGCGCUGUGCGCGCCGAUGAAGGCGACGUCGGAGGGGUUGUGGCAGGGGGACAACCCGCUGCACUUCUCGCUGCCGCUCAUCAUCCUGCAGGUCUGCCUCGUGCUCGUCCUCACCCGAGGCCUCGCCCUGGCGCUCCGCCCGCUCCGCCAGCCCCGCGUCAUCGCAGAGAUCAUCGGCGGCAUCCUCCUCGGCCCGUCGGCGCUUGGCCGGAACAAGGCCUUCCUCAACCACGUCUUCCCGACGGAGAGCCUCACCGUGCUCGACACGCUGGCCAACAUCGGCCUGCUCCUGUUCCUCUUCCUCGUCGGCCUGGAGCUGGACCCGGCCUCGCUUCGCCGCACGGGCAGCCGCGCGCUCGCCAUCGCCGUGGCCGGCAUCUCCCUCCCCUUCGCGCUCGGCGUCGGCUCCUCGCUGGUGCUGCGCGCCGCCAUCACGCCCAACGCGCCGCGCGGCCCGCUCAUCGUCUUCAUGGGCGUCGCGCUCUCCAUCACCGCGUUCCCGGUGCUCGCGCGCAUCCUCGCCGAACUCAAGCUCCUAACGACCGACCUGGGCCGCAUGGCCAUGUCCGCCGCGGCUGUCAACGACGUCACCGCGUGGAUACUGCUCGCCCUAGCCAUCGCGCUCUCGGGCUCCGGCUCGCCGUUCGUUUCGGUCUACGUCCUCCUCUGCGGCGUCGGCUUCGUCGCGGCGGCCACCUUCCUCGUGCGGCCGGUGCUCGUCUACAUGGCGCGCCUGUCCCCGGCCGGCGAGCCCGUCAAGGAGUCGUUCGUCUGCGCGACUCUGGGCAUCGUGCUGGCCGCCGGCUUCGUCACGGACGCCAUCGGCAUACACGCUCUGUUCGGCGCGUUCGUCAUCGGCGUCCUGAUCCCCAAGGAAGGCGCCUACGCCGGCGCGCUCACCGAGAAGAUGGAGGACCUCGUGUCGUCGCUGUUCCUGCCCCUGUACUUCGUGUCCAGCGGGCUCAAGACCAACGUGGCCACCAUCUCGGGUGCUAAGUCCUGGGGCUUCCUCGUGCUCGUCAUCACGACGGCGUGCGCCGGCAAGAUCGGCGGCACGGUGCUGGCGUCGCUGCUCAUGCGCGUGCCGCCGCGCGAGGCGCUCGCGCUGGGGCUGCUCAUGAACACCAAGGGGCUCGUGGAGCUCAUCGUUCUCAACAUCGGCCGCGACCGCAAGGUACUCAACGACGAGGCGUUCGCCAUCCUGGUGCUCAUGGCGCUCACCACCACCUUCAUGACCACGCCGGCCGUCACCGCGGUGUACAAGCCGGCGCGGCGCGGCGCGUCGUCGUACAAGCACCGGACCGUGGAGCGCGGCGGCGGCGGCGGCGAGGCCGACAGCGAGCUGCGGGUGCUGGCAUGCUUCCACGCCAGCCGCGGCAUCCCGACGCUGAUCAACCUGGUGGAGGCCUCGCGCGGCACGCGGCGGAGCAAGCUCACCAUGUACGCCAUGCACCUCGUGGAGCUCUCGGAGCGGUCGUCGGCCAUCUCCAUGGUGCAGCGCGCGCGCCGCAACGGGCUGCCGUUCUCGGGCCGGCGCCGGCGCGACGGCGGCGGGGAGGUUGUGGUGGCGUUCGAGGCGUUCCGGCGCCUGAGUACAGUGGCGGUGAAGCCGAUGACGGCCAUCUCCGACCUCAGCACCAUCCACGAGGACAUCGUGGCGUCGGCGGUCAACAAGCGCGCCGCGCUCGUGGUGCUGCCGUUCCACAAGAUGCUGUGCCACGACGGCACCAUGGAGCCCGUGGACCGCGCCUACCACCACGCCAACGUCCGCGUGCUCCAGAGCGCGCCCUGCUCGGUCGCCAUCCUCGUGGACCGCGUCCUCGGCGGCGCGGCGCAGGUCUCCGCGCCGGACGUCUCCUACGCCGUGCUGGUCCUCUUCUUCGGCGGGCCCGACGACCGGGAGGCGCUCGCGUACGCCGCCCGCAUGGGCGAGCACCCCGGCAUCGAGCUCACCGUCGCCCGCUUCAUCACGGCCGCGGCGGCGAAACCCAACGCCGACGGCGGCGACCUCGAGCUCGAGCUCGCCAAGGACGAGGAAGCCUUGCAGAGAUACGGCACCCGGGCGCUCAAGUCCGGGGACGGGUCCGUCAGGUACGAGGAGGUAACGGCGGCGGCAGAGCGGGAGGAGUUGACACCCGCCAUCAAGACGCUCGGGAGGGGCAAGAACCUGGUCGUGGCGGGGCGGUCGGCGCCGGCGCCGACGCUGGUGGAGAAGAGCGACUGCCCGGAGCUGGGCCCCGUGGGGAGCUACCUGGCGACGCCGGAGUUCUCGACGACGGCGUCCGUGCUGGUCGUGCAACGGUACAACCCGCGGAGCGACCCCACGCGUGAAAGGCCGGCGGUGGAGGGGGACGUGGAGGAGGCCGUCGUGCCGUUCCCGUCGUCGUCUCGGUCGGCGGAGUCCGAGUCAGAGUCGCGGCACAGCACGUGA